This is a messenger RNA of Amphibalanus amphitrite, 3840 nucleotides long. Its product is annotated as MMS19 nucleotide excision repair protein homolog. NCBI's taxonomy places the organism in Eukaryota, Metazoa, Arthropoda, Thecostraca, Balanomorpha, Balanidae. Bases 496 to 3591 code for a protein of 1031 amino acids. Gene Ontology annotation, biological process: iron-sulfur cluster assembly. The transcript is spliced from 2 exons. Gene Ontology annotation, cellular component: cytosolic [4Fe-4S] assembly targeting complex. The record is from RefSeq and is a predicted model, not a curated record.
UUCCCUUCGAUUGUGUAACAUCGAUUCAAGCAUCAUUGAUGCCUAAUUUUUCUUUUUUUGUUUUUGUUUCUUUUCAUUUUAGUUUCAAAUCAUUAAGUUUAUUUUUAUAUGUUUCUACUUGCCAUUUUUACAACUUUCUGUUGUUUUAAUUUCUUUAUUUUUUAUUUAGGAGAAAGUUGAUCCUCAUUUUAUAUUGCGCACUUGUUACAAGCUACGACGCAAUGUUUUAUGGAAUUUUGCUGGAUUAUGCGCAUAGCACUGAACUAUAUCGCAAAGUAAUCCGUGUAAUGUGUUAUGAUGUUUCGCGUUUUUUGUCGUUUCUGCAACAAAAUCAGGGUAUAUUGAGUGAACAACAAAAUAACCUGUGAUAGUGAGGUUUGCUUGGGCUAGAUCGCCGUCCGGACUAAGGUAUUCCGUUUCAGGUUAACAGCAAGGCUGUCCCAGAUUUUUCUAGGAUUUUCUCCUUUGUAUAGUGGCUGUUAGCAUCUGAUUCACAUGGAUAUGGGAGACCCAGCGCCAGCUGCAGGCUUAGGGACUGGAGAGGAAGCCUCAGACUCUGCCAAGUCCGCCAAAUCAGUCCUGCUGGCUCUCCUGGAAUCAGACGGAGGUCCGGCAGCGGCAGCCCGUGCCAUCACCGCUGGCCAACACACAGUGCUGGGGGUGGUGGAGUGCCUCGAGUCACUGCUGGUCAGUCCGGAGGCGCCGAGCCGAGCGCGCGGCGUGCAGCACCUGACUGACGUGCUGCGCCUUUUGCCGGCUGACCUGCUAAACGAGCAGGAGUGCGCUUUCAUCGCCACGUUCUUCUGUGACCGUGUGCGCGACCACUUCUCCGUAGUGCCGGCGGCGCUGGCUGGCGUCAAUGUGGUGGUGCGUAUGAAGCACCUGGCGGGUGAGCCACUGCGCCGGCUGGUGCAGAGCCUGUACAAGGAGGUGCACGCGCAGAGUCUCGUGCUCGCUGAGCGACGUAACGUGUUCGCCGUGCUGCGGCACGUGCUGGAGGCGCGGGCGGAAGAUGUGCGCGAGCUGGGCUCGGACUUUGUUCUCGGCUGUAUCCAGUCGAUGGAGGGGGAGAAGGACCCGCGGAACCUGCUGACCGUGUUCGCCACGGUGCGACUGCUGGUGUUGGCCGUGCCGCUGGCGCCGCUCGCUGAGGAUCUGUUCGAGCUGCUGGCCUGCUACUUCCCGGUCGAGUUCACCCCUCCGCCGGACAGCGCUCACGGUGUGACGCGGCAGAUGCUGGCGGACGCUCUGCACGACUGUAUGGCCGGGACCGGGCAGUUCGCAGAGUUCUGCCCGCCCCUGGCGCUGGAGAAGCUGAACUCGGACCUGACGCAGGCCAAGUUGGACGCGCUGGCGCUGUUGCAGCGCUGCUGUGGCGUCUACACGGGCGCUCAGCUGACGCCGCACCUGGCACCGCUGCGGCUGGCGCUGGCGCGGGAAUGUCUGACCCCGCGUCACGCGGAGGUACAUGAGAGCGCUCUGCGGCUGGCGACGGCCGUGUCGGCGGCGGUACCCGUCCAGGCCGACCAGUGGACGCGGCCACUGCUGGCUGAGUGCCUGCACCACGCGGCACAGCGCGGCGGCGACCGCCUCCUGGCCGGCGUGGCGCCGCUGCUGGUGGCGCUCUGCGCUGGUGACCGGGAGCUGGUGCUGGGCGAGGCGGUGCCGACGCUGCUGGGCCAACUGGAGACCGGCGGGGACAUGGCUGCUGAACGGCGCGAGACGGUCGCCGCUCUGGGACGUGUGCUGGCGGACGGCGGCGGCGCAGAGUCGGCGGCUGUGGAGGCGCUGCGCCCUCGGCUUGCAGCCACGCUGCUGGGGGAGCUCGGCGGGCAGGACCAGCCGCUGCAGACGGCGGCGCUGGGCGUGCUCAGCUCCUGUCCGUGGCUGGUGGCGGACUCGGAGGCAGCUCCUCUGGCUGGCCAUCUGCUCUCCUUGGCUACAACUGAGGACGCUGCAGUCCGCACGGCCGCGCUCAGCUGUGUGUCUGCCGCCGCCGACCGGCACCCGACCGCCCUGAUAGCCGGCCUGAUCCAGCCGCUACUGACCGAACUGACCGGCGGCUCGGACGGACCGCCCGAGCUGACAGAGCGCCGGCUGGCGGCGGUGGCGGCCGCAGUCACCGGUCUGGAGACUGCCCGCGCCGCGCUGCCGCUGCUACUUGUCCGUCUGGUGCGCGUCGGGCGAGAGGAUGCCACUGCUACCGAGCGGCUACUCGUCACCAUCACCGAAAUUGUGCAGCGGACAGCGACUAUCCCCGCCGUGGCCGAGUAUCUGCUCUCAGAGCUGAAACUUCCUGAGAAGGUCCUGGAGCUGUUCUGCGCUGCGGCGCGAGAGGUGGCGUUCGACCCGAUGCGACCGGCGCCGGACUGCCCCAGCUCAGCUCCGCUUCACCAGGCUGCGCCAGUGGCGGCCGGCGGGGCGCUUCUGGCCGCUCUGGUGCGUCAGCUGGACGCGCGCCGGCAGGAGGAGCUCCUACACGCCGCUGUCAGUCUGUUCCUCAACGGAGACGGUGACCACAUGUUGGGCGCGCUGGCGGAGCGUUGGCACGGCGUGCUACCGCUGUCUCACUCGGCGCCGUGGCAGCACACACAGCUGACCGCUCUGUUGGCCGCAGCGCUGGCCGCCGCCCAGCCCAGCGUGGCCGUGCCGCAGCAGGAUAUCGUCUCCGUGAUGCUUACAAAACUGGCGCUGAAGAAGCGACACCCGCUGACUGCAGAGCGGGCCGGUAAGAUGCUGGCGGUGGUGUUUAACAAGCAGCCAGAGGCGGAGACGGACCAUCUGCUGAAGCGGCUCAUCAAGCAGCUCGAGUUCACGAUGGACUCCAGAGAGGAGGGAGGCGCUGGUGUGGACGUGGCUGAGGUUGCGGCUGUGGUAGCGCUGUGGGGAGCGCUGACCAAAGGUCUAGUGCUGCGCGGUCACAGUCAGGCGGCAUACAUGGUGCGGCGCCUAGUUGAGUGGCUGUCUGAUACCACUGCCGGUGAGGCGGCUGGCGCUGCCUUUGACGACCUGCUGGCAGAGGACGCUCUGCUGCGGACGGAGAACCACUGCACGGUGCGGCUGCUGCACCGCCAGUGGCUGUUCACGGUCACCUGUGACCAGCUGGCGACUGUGUUCAGCAGUGAGGAGCCGCCGGCGGCCGUGCGGCGGCGCCACCUGCGCGCGCUGGGCGGCCAGCUGGCGGCGCUGCCUCCCAGCGUGGUGUCCGCUCAGCUGGAGAGGCUGCUGCCGCCGCUGGUGGCCGCGCUGGCCGAGCUGGCCGAUGACGCGGCGCUGAGCGCUGCCGUGCUGCAGGUGCUGGGCCGAGCCGCCGCCGACUCGCCGGCCGCCCUGGAGCCAUUCGUGGAGACCCUGGCGCCGCGGCUGCUGACGGCCGGCUGCGAGGCGCCCCAGCUGGAAACGCGCUGUGAGGCGCUCCGCUGCCUGGGCCAGCUGACCAGCCUGAAGGCGCACCUGCUGCUACCGCUGCGGCCCCAGGUGCUCGCCGGCCUGGCUAACUGCGUCGACGACAAAAAGCGACUGGUGCGCCGCCAAGCGGUGGAGGCUAGGAACUUGUGGUUUCUGCUCGGCGCGCCAGGUGGUCUGAAGUGAGCUGGUUUCGUUCAGGAACUGUGCCAUGUGGGAACUGGGAAGGGCUAGUUUGUAAUGUUCAGUUACUCAAUGCGCACUUGUUGAAUGAGCUGUGUUUGUUGUAAUGUGAUAUCUUAUGACUGCGGGUGUGUAGAACGUCGACCGGUACACUUAACUCAGCGAACCGACUGCCGGGACAGGGCGUGAGUGAUAGGCUUCCACGCUUUUAGCGCUUUCCAACGCCUCAAAUAUAUGAUCGUCGAUAACACA